Messenger RNA from Plenodomus lingam JN3, 1341 nucleotides. RefSeq lists its product as uncharacterized. Lineage: Eukaryota; Fungi; Ascomycota; Dothideomycetes; Pleosporales; Leptosphaeriaceae. Gene Ontology annotation, molecular function: S-adenosylmethionine-dependent methyltransferase activity. The record is from RefSeq and is a predicted model, not a curated record.
AUGCGUAUCCCUAUCCUUUCCACACUGCUCUUCUUUUGGCAAUGGGGAAAUACAGCAACCGGCACGGCGACUCCGGGAGCUACCGUGACGUCAUCCGACGAUGAAGUUAGUAUCAGCUCGAUGGAGUACAACUCCGGAGAUGGAUAUGCGGCACAGGAUCCGAUGAAUAUUGGUGCGAUGCUAUUAGAUCCCGCACAAAGUACAGCCAGACAGCGACAAGAAAAGGCCCAUCUCCUCAAGCGCAUGGACCGAAAAAGCGGGAAAUGGGGAACCACUCAUCCCAGAUAUCGACUCUUGGAAGCACUCUUCGGCUUCAGCAAGUACCGGGAACGAAACAUGGCUGAACUUGAUCGAUGGCGUAGUCUUUAUAAGAACGUCGGAAAGAAACAGAAGCAGAUCCUGGAAAGAGUCGUUCAGUACACCAAGAAGCUUGAUGAUAUUGAAGAAUUGAUCUACACAAAUGAGGUCGUAUGUAAAAGUAUUGUUGCGACAGCAAUGCAGUACUACCAUAUUACAUCGAGAGAGCUGGAAGACCAUGUAAAAGAAGCAGAAAAGGCCGGCCGCCAGGCUGACAAGACUGGCGUCUCUCAAACGCUGAAACACUUCGUUAGAGACUGGGCUGAUGAAGGCAGCAAAGAACGUGAUGAGGCAUUUCCAUGCAUAUUGAGCACAAUUUCGAGCCUCAAGGACAGUUCACCGGGGUUGAAAAAAGUCCUGCUGCCAGGAUCUGGGGUCGGCCGCCUUGGGCAUGAGAUUGCUAACCUUGAAGGUUUCGAAGUGACAAUCAACGAAUGGUCCAUGUUCAUGAAUGUGGGCUACAGAUUCAUUGAGUCGCAAUCAGCAGCAAACGCAUUCACCUUCUACCCAUUCAUCGAUGGCAUGUCGCACCACGCUAUUACCGAGGAUAUGCUGCGUCCGCUCGCGGCCCCCAAUGUAGCGCCUAACCGAGAUGUAUUGCUCGUUGAGGGUGACUUCAACACCGUACUCAACGAUCGAAAGGGGCAUUUUGACAUCAUAGUCACUCACUACUUCAUCGAUACUGCGAGGAACUUGAUGGCUUACUUCGAAACUAUACAUCGUCUACUCCAACCAGGUGGCAGAUGGAUCAACUUUGGGCCGUUGCUAUAUGGCACUGGACCGUUUGUACAGCUCAGCCUCGAGGAGAUUAUUGCCGUUGUCGAAGACAUGGGCUUCGUUUUUGAAGAUUUGAGCGACGAGUGUGGGGACUUGACCUUUGAGGACAGAAAAGUCAGGAGCAAACAGUCCGAGUACGGCUUCAAUCGGAAAGCGUUGACAAGGUACGCGUAUUUGGCACAAGCCUGGAUGGUCCGGAAAGUUUGA